Molecule: messenger RNA, 3718 nt
Organism: Lates calcarifer (barramundi perch)
Lineage: Eukaryota; Metazoa; Chordata; Actinopteri; Centropomidae
Gene: ddx11
Product: DEAD/H (Asp-Glu-Ala-Asp/His) box helicase 11
Exons: 28
Coding region: 238-2925 (895 amino acids)
Biological process (GO): nucleobase-containing compound metabolic process; establishment of sister chromatid cohesion
Cellular component (GO): nucleus
Molecular function (GO): hydrolase activity, acting on acid anhydrides, in phosphorus-containing anhydrides; ATP binding; DNA helicase activity
Source: RefSeq, a predicted model, not a curated record
UAACCGAAUAACUCUGCGUUUGGGGACGAAUAUACGGUAAAAGCCUGCAUAGCCCCGUCCACGCAGGCACUAAGUUAACUUAAAACAUGCACUCCUUAUUGUAUCUCUCUUCCUAUUGGUCAGAUUCCGUGCCCACUCCUGUCUGUUGGCGCGGUUGUUGAAUAGCCGGGAGUUGAAAAUAAUAACAACACAAAGUAAGAACUUCUCUUUAGGAUAUCUGCGGGGAAGUUCACAAGAAUGGAGAAAGGCAGGGACCGGUUUCCAUUUCCCUACCAGCCGUAUGACAUUCAGGAGCAGUUCAUGCAGUCAUUGUACAGUGCGCUUGACCAGGGGAAAGUUGGCAUCUUUGAGAGUCCAACUGGAACGGGCAAGUCACUGAGUCUGAUAUGUGGAGCUCUGAGCUGGCUCUCAGACUACGAGGAGAGGAGGAGACAGGAGGCAGCUGCUCUGCUGCAGGAAGGAGAAGCAGCUCUUUCUGUGUCCACUGCUCAGUCCUCUACUCCCAGCUCCUCAGCGGAGCCUGACUGGAUCACUGAUUUUGUUCAAAAAAAGGCUGAACGUGACUUGGUGACAAAGUUGAAGGAGGACGAAUUGAAAAGAAAGAAGCGGGAAGAACGGUUAGAAAUGAUCAGAAACAACGUUCAACUAAAGUAUGCGAUGAAAAGAAAGAGCUGUGAGGAUGAUGAGGCAUUCAAGUUGCUCCAGCUCAGUAAAGAAGACCAAUCAGAGACACAAGGAGAUCAAGAAGAUGAGGAGCUUAUCAUUGCAGAAUAUGAGAGUGAUGAUGAGUCGAAGAGUAAAAGCAGAUUCUGUGGGCCUGAAGAUGAUGAAGAUGAAGAACUUAUCGAAGAACACGUCACUAAGAUUUACUACUGCAGUCGCACUCACUCCCAACUGGCUCAAUUUGUCCAUGAGGUUCAAAAGAGCCCCUUCAGCAAGGACAUCAGUCUGGUCACACUAGGCUCACGCCAGAAUCUGUGUAUCAACGAGGAGGUGCGUCGCCUGGGCAGCAUCCAACGCAUUAAUGACCGCUGCAUGGAGAUGCAGAAAAACAAACACGAGAAGCAGCAUCAUGAAGAAGGUGUGAAACGUAAGCGGGGCCCGGCAAAGAGCGUGUGUCCCUAUAACAAAGCGUUGGCGCUGCAGCAGAUGAGGGAUGAAGUUCUGGGGACGGUCCACGACAUAGAGCAGCUGCUGAAGCUGGGCAGGGAAACACAUUCAUGUCCUUAUUACGCCACACGCCUUGCCAUUCCCCCAGCACAGUUGGUGGUGUUGCCCUAUCAGAUGGUGCUUCAUGAAGCUACAAGAAAGGCUACAGGGGUCCAGCUGAAAGGACAGGUUUUGAUCAUAGAUGAAGCUCACAAUCUUAGUGACACUCUCUCCUGUAUACACAGUGCAGAGCUGACUGGAACACAGCUUUGCCGUGCUCACUCCCAGCUCAGCCAGUAUGCUGACCGCUAUAAGAGCAGGCUGAAGGCAAAGAACCUGAUGUACAUCAAACAGAUUCUGUUUGUGAUUGAAGGGCUGGUCCGUGUGCUGGGAGGUAAGGUGGGGCAGAAUCCACAGAGCCAGACUACACAAACAGGAACAGAGAUGCUCACCAUUAACAAUUUCCUCUUCAAGGCUCAGAUCGACAAUAUCAACUUGUUUAAGUUACAGAAAUACUUUGAGAAGAGCAUGAUCAGCAGAAAGCUGGGUGGUUUUGUGGAGAAAUAUGCAGGUUCAGGUGUGAGUCUGCACGUUCAGAGCAGCUCCAACAAAGAGAACCGACGCACAGAGGGCUUAAACCGCUACCUUCAAACACUGCAGACCAACCAGAGCACUGCACAAGUUGCUUCAGCAGACCAGCAGGGGUCUGUAGAGGCAGAGAAAGUGCUGUCUGCAUCUCCCAUGAUGCAGGUGGAGGGUUUCUUCAUGGCUCUCACCAACAGUAACACUGAUGGCAGAGUGGUGGUGCACAGACAAGGUACUUUGUCGGAAGGCAGCGUCAAGUUCCUGCUGUUGAAUCCAGCGGUUCACUUUGCCCAGGUGCUGAAGGAGUGCAGAGCAGUCAUCAUUGCAGGGGGGACCAUGCAGCCUGUUUCUGACUUCAAACAAGAGCUACUGUUUUCUGCCGGAGUGGGAGACGAACGCAUCGCUGAGUUUUCCUGUGGUCAUGUGAUUCCUCCCGAAAACAUUCUUCCCCUUGUCUUGUGCAGCGGUCCAUCUGGUCAGGAGCUGGAUUUUACUUUCCAAAACAGAGACUCUCCACGCAUGAUGGACGAGACGGGACGCAUUCUCUCCAACAUUUGUAAUGUGGUGCCAGGAGGGGUCGUGUGUUUCUUUCCGUCUUACGAGUACUCGAGGCAGAUCAUCUCUCACUGGGAGGCCAAUGGUGCUCUGGCUCGUCUUGCUAACAAGAAGAAGAUCUUCCAGGAGCCGAAAAAGGCCAACCAGGUGGAGCAGGUGCUGAGCGAGUUUUCCCGCUGUAUCCAGAGGUGUGCUCUGGACAGCAGUGGACUCACAGGAGCGUUACUGUUCUCUGUGGUUGGAGGAAAGAUGAGCGAGGGCAUCAAUUUCUCUGAUGACCUGGGCAGGUGUGUGGUGAUGGUGGGGAUGCCGUAUCCCAACAUCAAAUCCCCAGAGCUGCAGGAAAAGAUGUCUUAUAUGGACAAACACCUGCCUCACAGCGGAGGCAGGAGUCCUGGCCAGGCACUGAUAGAAAACCUCUGCAUGAAGGCUGUCAAUCAGUCCAUAGGAAGAGCUAUCCGUCACCGUGGUGACUAUUCCUCCAUCGUGCUAUGUGACAGACGUUACUCCAGACCCGCCACGCUCUCUAAACUUCCCACAUGGAUCAAAGAUCGCACAAGCACAUACACAAAUUUUGGCCCUGCUUUUGCUGCCUUGAGGAAGUUCUUCCAGGAAAAGAAGCAGAAGCAGGUGUAGUUUUGCUCCUAAACUGACAUCUCCUCAAUGAUUUCCUCAACUGUGUACGUUCAAGACUGUGACAAGAGCUGCAUGAGGAGGAACUUGAGGGAAUUCCAAUGCAACAGCAGAUUUUAGCAACUCAAGAAACUGAAAGUGUUCUAAUUAAAAAAACCUGACAGAUGAUUAAAAGGCCUCUGUAAUAAGUUCCUUAUCACAAGACUGCUGCAGCUCUUUUAUGUUUACAUUAUUGCACCCGUUAGACCUAUGAGUGCCACCAGCUGGAGUUCAAUAGUCAACCAAUUAACCAAUUUCAGUAUCUCAUAGUUGCUUAAUUUUACAUUUCACCUUUAAGAUGUUGUCUAUGUUUUGUUCUGUUUCGUACUGGUUACAUACAUACAUGAUGAAUUUGAGAAUAAUGAGUCCAAGUCAUUUGAAUGCAAACUGCAGACAAAGGCUAAAGGGACAUUUAUCAGUUUGACUCUGGUUUAUCAGUCUGGUACAUGUUGGAAAAGAGGGUGCCUCCUCGAGAAUUUCUAAUAUCAGCAUGUUGAAAUUAAUUAGAGAAGCAGCUACUACAAAGAUAUCAGGCAGAGCACUGGCAUAGGCAUCCAUGUGACUGAUUUACCCUUGAAGAAGUUUUAAAUAUUUAAAGCAGUCAGUGUUCAGUGUUAUGUAAUGCAAAAAUGAGUUUUAUUUAAUAGGAAAAUCUUAGUAGAAUGUUUCUGUGAUCUCAGUGAGUAUCUGCUUGUUUAAUUUCAUGAAAAUAUGUUUUACAAUGAAUAUGAUAUCAAUAAAUUGUUUUAUCAUUUGA